Psammomys obesus (fat sand rat) is the source of this 1466-nucleotide messenger RNA. Its product is annotated as histone deacetylase 1-like. Gene Ontology annotation, molecular function: histone deacetylase activity. The record is from RefSeq and is a predicted model, not a curated record. NCBI's taxonomy places the organism in Eukaryota, Metazoa, Chordata, Mammalia, Rodentia, Muridae.
AGGGCCUGGCAGCUAGCAAGAUGGCGCAGACUCAGGACACCAAGAGGAAAGUCUGUUACUACUACGACGGGGAUGUUGGAAACUACUAUUAUGGACAAGGCCACCCAGUGAAGCCUCACCGAAUCCGCAUGACUCACAAUUUGCUGCUGAACUAUGGUCUCUACCGAAAAAUGGAAAUUUAUCGUCCUCAUAAAGCCAAUGCUGAGGAGAUGACAAAAUACCACAGUGAUGACUACAUUAAAUUCUUGCGUUCCAUUCGCCCAGAUAACAUGUCUGAGUACAGCGAGCAAAUGCAGAGAUUCAACGUUGGUGAGGACUGUCCAGUAUUUGAUGGCCUGUUUGAGUUCUGUCAGUUGUCUACUGGUGGCUCUGUAGCAAGUGCUGUGAAACUUAAUAAGCAGCACGACAUCGCUGUGAACUGGGCUGGAGCCCUGCAUCAUGCGAAGAAGUCUGAAGCAUCUGGCUUCUGUUACGUCAGUGACAUCGUCUUGGCCAUCCUGGAACUGCUAAAGUAUCACCAGAGGGUGCCGUAUAUUGACAUUGAUAUUCACCAUGGCGAUGGUGUGGAAGAGGCCUUCUAUACCACAGACCGGGUCAUGACUGUGUCUUUUCAUAAAUACGGAGAGUACUUCCCAGGAACUGGAGACCUACAGGAUAUUGGGGCUGGCAAAGGAAAGUACUAUGCUGUUAACUACCCGCUGCGAGAUGGGAUCGAUGAUGAGUCCUAUGAAGCCAUCUUCAAGCCAGUCAUGUCCUAAGUGAUGGAGAUGUUCCAGCCUAGUGCAGUGGUCUUACAGUGUGGCUCAGACUCCCUGUCUGGGGAUAGGUUAGGCUGCUUCAAUCUCACCAUCAGAGAGCAUGCCAAGUGUGUGGAGUUUGUCAAGAGUUUCAACUUGCCUAUGCUAAUGCUGGGAGGAGGUGGCUAUACCAUCCGUAAUGUGGCUCGGUGCUGGACUUACGAAACAGCUGUGGCCCUGGACACAGAGAUCCCUAAUGAGCUACCAUACAAUGACUACUUUGAAUACUUUGGACCGGAUUUCAAGCUUCACAUCAGCCCUUCCAAUAUGACUAACCAGAACACUAAUGAGUACCUGGAAAAGAUCAAGCAGCGACUUUUUGAGAACUUGAGAAUGCUGCCCCAUGCACCUGGGGUCCAGAUGCAGGCCAUACCUGAAGAUGCCAUCCCAGAGGAGAGUGGCGAUGAAGAUGCAGAAGACCCUGACAAACACAUCUCCAUCUGCUCCUCUGACAAACGAAUUGCCUGUGAGGAAGAAUUCUCUGAUUCAGAUGAGGAGGGAGAAGGUGGUCGCAAGAACUCAUCUAACUUCAAAAAAGCCAAAAGAGUGAAAACAGAAGAUGAAAAAGAGAAAGAUCCAGAAGAAAAAAAAGAAGUCACAGAAGAGGAGAAAAUCAAGGAGGAGAAGCCAGAAGUCAAAGGGGUCAAAGAAGAGGUCAAGUUGGCCUGA